Messenger RNA from Exophiala xenobiotica, 3231 nucleotides. RefSeq lists its product as uncharacterized. Gene Ontology annotation, biological process: mRNA cis splicing, via spliceosome; peptidyl-serine phosphorylation; peptidyl-threonine phosphorylation. Bases 216 to 2453 code for a protein of 745 amino acids. Lineage: Eukaryota; Fungi; Ascomycota; Eurotiomycetes; Chaetothyriales; Herpotrichiellaceae. The record is from RefSeq and is a predicted model, not a curated record. Gene Ontology annotation, molecular function: ATP binding; protein serine/threonine kinase activity. The transcript is spliced from 2 exons.
GAAGCGUCCGAGGUUCGCAAUCAGCACGAUCAAACGAAGAGUUUGGAAUACGCAGACCUCGGCUGAAUGGCAAGCUGAGAAGGAGAAUAGGCAGGACGACACUGGUCGGGCUCUACAACUUCAAAGUGCUUUUGAUCUCAGAAUCCUUCGCUAACAAGUUUAUCGACUGAAGACUAGGUGUCAGUCCUCGCCUAGGACUUGAUAUCAUCCUCAAUAUGGCUUCGAGAUCACCGAGCCAAUCUGACGGCGAAGUUUUCAGCUCAGAUUCGGAAGCGAAGGCAAAGAGCAUACCAUCUUUCCACAAUAACAGCAAGGUUGACCGUCAUACUAGACCCUAUUCUACGUCGCAUAGCACUGCGCCUAGAGCAAAUCGAUCACGUUCGAGAUCCCCCUAUCGAGCUCCCAGGGGCGAGAAGCGUCUGCGAGACUUUGACCAUUCACGAAACAGGUCGAACAACGAUCCCCGCACUUUUGCAGUAAGAUACGAAGACGAUAGACGGCGCCGUGGGCAUGGCUUGUACGAGGAACAAGGCGCAAAACGGUCCAAAACGUAUUCACGAAGCAGGAGCAGAAGUCGGUCUCCUUAUCGACAUUCGCGCCUUGAUGACGCUGAAAGAGCCAAGACAAAGACGGUGACUGGUAUCUCGGGCAAGAGCGAGGGAGAUUUGCGGCAAGCAAGCCGUCAGGCAGAAACGAGUGCCGCUUCGACAAGCAGACAACCAGGCCACGUCUCGAACUCUGCCGCAGCAGCAACGCAAGCUGGGCCUGCCGAUCCAGAUGCGAGCAGAGAUACACGCGACGUUUCUAACACUGUGCCAAAAGAAGACGCCACUAACGAAGUCCCGAAAAUAGUCGAUGAAGCGGCUUUGAUCGAGGAAAGACGCCGACGUCGAGAAGCCAUCAAGAAUAAGUACAGAGGCCAGGCUCCACCACUUUUAGUCCAAGCACUUCAUCUGGGAACAGACUCGAGGACCGGCAGCCCUGCCACGGAAAGUUAUCCCACCACUCCAGGCCGUUCCGAAUCACCACCUUCGUCCUCCCCUAGAACACCGAAAGAAGUGUCCGUGCCACAAUCUCCUGCCGACUUCAACUUUGAGGCCGAUGCCGAAAUGAGCAAUUCUCCUAGAGACACGCCACCAACAGAUGGCACCUCGGCGGCUGACUAUGACCCCACGGUAGAUAUGGAAGAGGAGCGGGCGCGUCACGACAAGCGUUUGUUCAAAGAGGAUGAUAUCUCUUUAGAGCAGGCAGAAGAGCAGGUUGUUGAACAUAUCAAGGAGUCAUCUGCGCCUGGCCCGAAGAAAGCUGAUGAAUUUGACAUGUUUGCCGACGAAGACGAUGAUGACAUGUUUGCAGAAGCCCCGAUGCAAGUAAGGGCAGAGACCAAGACUGCUCAAGCCCUGGACGUCACCUUGAUGGAUAACUGGGACGAUGCGGAAGGGUACUACAUCACUAUCCUUGGUGAGCUGAUUCAAGAUCGUUACCAUGUGACUCAAAAUCUCGGUCGAGGAAUGUUCUCCUCUGUUGUCCGAGCCACUGAUAGACACACUGGCAAGCCCGUGGCCGUCAAAAUCGUGCGUAACAAUGAGACAAUGCGAAAGGCUGGUAUCAAGGAAAUCGAGAUCCUGAAGGACAUUGCCGCCAAUGACCCAGAGGACAAGAAACACGUCAUCCGUCUUCAGCGGUCGUUCGACCACAAGGGCCAUCUAUGUAUGGUUUUCGAAAAUCUGUCAAUGAAUCUACGGGAAGUGCUGAAGAAAUUUGGCCGAGAUGUGGGGAUCAAUAUUAAAGCAAUUCGAGCCUACGCCCAGCAGUUGUUUCUGGGACUGAGUUUGUUGAAGAAAUGCCAGUAUAUUCACGCCGAUCUCAAGCCCGACAACAUUCUUGUCAACGAAGCAAGGAGCACUCUCAAGAUCUGUGAUUUGGGUUCGGCGUCGCCGAUCACCGAAAAUGCAACCGCACCAUAUCUCGUAUCUCGGUUUUAUAGAGCACCAGAAGUCAUUCUUGGUAUUCCGUACGACUACGGCAUCGAUAUGUGGUCGAUCGGCUGCACGCUUUAUGAGCUGUACACCGGCAAGAUUUUGUUCACUGGUCGGAACAACAAUGGUAUGCUUCGGGCAAUCAUGGAAUGUCGAGGCAAGUUUCCGCACAAACUAUUGCGACGAGGGACCUUGGCCUACGAUUACUUUGAUGAUCUCCUCAAUUUUCGAGCUCAAGAAGUCGACAAGGUUACCGGCCGCACCGUGGUGCGCAUGAUAGAUAUCAAACCAAAACCAGUCAAAGACUUGCGAUCGAGAUUGAUUCCCAAGGACAAAAGACUGGACGAGCAGGAAAGGAAGGAAUUGGAAUUGUUCAUUGAUCUACUCGACAAAUGCUUGGAUCUGAGACCCGAGAAGAGAAUCACCCCGAAUGAGGCCUUGAAGCAUCCUUUUGUCUUGAGGACCAAAGCUUAGAUGUGGUCGGUUGUCUCUGGCUGGAGCCAAAUUCGCUGUCCUCCGGGUAUCACUUUUUGGCUGGGCUGUUCUUGAAGUCGGCCAAUGACGAUGGCGAAGACAUGACUUGUUGUAUCAGAUAGAGCUGUAUCACGCACGGUCUUACGACUCGGCCUUGAUGUCAGCCUUGAUGAUGGACAGAAGCUACGGCGGGCUCUUGAGAUGCGCGAGGCUAACACAUUCCGAUAUCAAUCACGCAGGCCUUAGCGACGCGCCAAACAAGACAGUUCUAUCACGUCGACGACCUCUGAUUUCAUUUCGCUGUAUAUGAACCUUAUCUGCUGCACGUCCUUCGUGCUCACACGUCAUUGCUCAUUCAAGUUCCCCUUCCUUGAUCAAGACCACCAACAUACUUCCGUUUAGAGUGCCUGCGCCGCAUCCUUACCCGCAAUUCGGCCGAAGGUGAGAGAACGGAGCACGCUCGUUGCAGGAGGAUCUGGGUAGUAUAUUAGUUUGCCAACGAGCAAAAGCAACGUGGUAAUGAUGCCAGGGGACACCUAUCCACUCGCAUCUGCCUUGUCUCCCCGCAAGAGGCAUUCGUCGCCAAGGACCAGUACUUACACUGUUCGAUUGUCAGCACGGUUUGAGUUGGACAGCUUUACCGGCUUACCUCGUUAUAAAACAAUCCACUCAAUUCACCAGCGGCGUAGAGUCCUACAGAGCUGUCAACUACCGCGAUCAUUUUAUGGCAUUGGCUGGCUCCGGCCUGUGGAUGGAGGGGAGACAGCAACGUCGCACG